Molecule: messenger RNA, 526 nt
Organism: Chrysoperla carnea
Lineage: Eukaryota; Metazoa; Arthropoda; Insecta; Neuroptera; Chrysopidae
Exons: 2
Coding region: 46-483 (145 amino acids)
Source: RefSeq, a predicted model, not a curated record
CAUCUUAAGUACCUGCAUAAAUCUGUGUGUUCCAAAUUUUCAACAAUGGUCUUUAAGAUACUGAUUUUGGCAGCAUAUGUUGUAACAACUCAAGCAGAAACACAUUCAGUGUCAACUUCAGCAACGAAUGUAAAUGGUGUGGGUCAUUCAGUAACGAACACUGACGGUGUUGUACGUGGUACAUACAGUGCACCAGAUCCAUACACAGGUGGUCAACGCGUAUAUCACUAUGGUGAUAUAGUCUCUGAUAGUUGGAAUCCAUGGCAGCCUGUUUACCCUAGUGUUUAUCCUAAUCCUAUACAACAUAAUCCAUCAGUUUUUCCACGAUAUCCAGCCAUACCUCCACAAGCUUCUCAUGUUUUUCCACCCCUUACUCGAAACUAUCCUGAAAUUGAUCAAGACUUUAUAAAUCCUCCAUUUUGGGGCAAUAACUUUCCACGAACACAAUAUUGGCAAAGUCCACAAUACCCUACUUGGUAUUAAGAUAAAUCAAUAUUUGGGGUUUUGCUAUAAAAUCAAAUAGGAA